AUGUCAGGCAUAUGUGAUGCGGACAUCGCGCCUGUGUAUAGUGAAGGCGAAGAGGAAGCGUUCAGACGACUUCACGAUGAGAUUCGGAAGCUGAAAGACUGCCUCCGUGAUCUACGUUCCAGUGAUCCUCGUGACGAUAAGAAGCGCAUCGAGGACACAAAAGGUGGACUGCUAGCAGACUCGUACCGCUGGGUUCUAGACAAUCCUGCUUUCCAACAAUGGCAACAGGACCCGCACAGCCGGCUGCUAUGGGUAAAAGGCGAUCCCGGUAAAGGCAAGACGAUGCUGCUCUGUGGCAUCAUCAACGAGCUGCAGAGUUCGAUGCCGCAAAGUGCCCUACUGUCGUACUUCUUCUGUCAAGCGACUGACGCGCGCAUCAACAGUGCCACGGCCGUGCUACGAGGGCUGUUGCACAUGCUUGUGACUCAGCAACCGUCGCUUGCGUCGCACGUCCGCAAGAAGCACGACCACGCCGGCAAAGCCUUGUUCGAAGAUGCGAAUGCCUGGGUCGUCUUAGCAGAGAUCUUCGAGGCCGUGCUCCAAGAUCCAAGCCUAAGGAUGACAUACCUAGUCGUCGACGCGCUAGAUGAAUGCGUCACCGAUCUGCCAAAGCUGCUAGAGUUUGUUGCCAAGCAGUCGUCUGCAUCUUCUCGCGUCAAGUGGAUCGUCUCUAGUCGCAACUGGCCAGACAUCGAAGCACAGCUAGAGCGGGCAGGACACAAAGUAAAGCUGAGCCUUGAGCUGAAUGCGCAGUCAAUUGCGGCUGCCGUUGACGUCUUUAUACAGCGAAAGGUAGAUCAGCUAGCGCAGGAAAAGCGAUACAAGAUAGAGGUUCGACAUGCCGUACUUCAGCACUUGAAGUCAAACGCCAGCGAUACCUUCCUCUGGGUAGCGUUGGUGUGUCAGGACCUUAAAACGACGCCAAAGUGGAACGUGCUAAAAAAGCUAGCCCAAUUCCCGCCUGGGCUAGAUGCCUUGUACAAGCGGAUGAUGGACCAGAUAAGCGAGUCUGACAGCGCCGAGAUCUGCCUGCAGGUACUAGCUUCGACUGCGAUCCUGUAUCGGCCUGUUGCGGUCCCUGAACUGGUUGCGCUCGUGGAGCAGCUUGAGGACUUGGACGACCUGGAGUCGGUGCGGGAGAUUAUCGGCUUCUGUAGGUCGUUUCUCACCCUGCGAGAAGAUACAGUCUACUUUGUGCAUCAGUCCGCAAAAGACUUUCUCUUUGCAAAGGCUUAUAGCGAAGCCUUUCCCGCUGGAAGCGAAGCCGUUCAUCGGACGAUCUUCUUAAGGUCGCUAGCGAUUCUAUCUAGGACGUUGCAUAGGGACAUGUACAGCUUGGAAGCACCGGGAUAUCCUAUCGAGAACGUCAAACUACCCGAGGCAGACCCGUUAGCAGUGUCACGCUAUCCGUGCAUCUACUGGAUCGACCAUCUGUGCGACUUAGAGCCUAAGUCUUUAGCGAGCAGUGUCGGUAGCCUGCAAGCCGCAGAUGUUGUCGAUAAGUUUCUAAGGAAGAAGUAUCUAUACUGGCUAGAGGGGCUUAGUCUGUGUAAGCGCGUAGGGAAAGGCAUUGUCUCGAUAGAAAAACUGCAGUUGCUAGUGCAGGAGAUGUGUGAUCAAGACAGGCUUACUCAGCUUGUUCAAGACGCACGGCGAUUCAUUAUGUACCACAAAGGGGCAAUUAAAGGUUACCCUCUUCAGACCUAUGCAUCCGCGUUGCUGUUCAGCCCGACAGGUAGUCUCGUCAGACAGCUGUUCAAGCACGAAGAGCCAGAAGCAAUCAGCAUUAGGCCAACUUUAAGCGAGAAGUGGAGCGCGUGUCUACAGACGCUCGAGGGCCAUAGCGAUGAUGUCAACUCCGUGGCCUUCUCGCACGACUCGACGCGGCUGGCCUCGGCGUCCUACGACAACACCGUCAAGAUAUGGGAUGCGAGCACCGGCGCGUGUCUGCACACGCUCGAGGGCCAUAGCAGUUCUGUCAGGUCGGUGGCCUUCUCGCACGACUCGACGCGGCUGGCCUCGGCGUCCAGUGACAGGACCGUCAAGAUGUGGGAUGCGAGCACUGGCGCGUGUCUGCACACGCUCGAGGGCCAUAGCAGUUCUGUCAACUCCGUGGCCUUCUCGCACGACUCGACGCGGCUGGCCUCGGCGUCCUGGGACAGGACCGUCAAGAUAUGGGAUGCGAGCACCGGCGCGUGUCUGCACACGCUCGAGGGCCAUAGCGAUGAUGUCAGCUCCGUGGUCUUCUCGCACGACUCGACGCGGCUGGCCUCGGCGUCCGGUGACAGGACCGUCAAGAUAUGGGAUGCGAGCACCGGCGCGUGUCUGCACACGCUCGAGGGCCAUAGCGAUGAUGUCAACUCCGUGGCCUUCUCGCACGACUCGACGCGGCUGGCCUCGGCGUCCUACGACAGGACCGUCAAGAUAUGGGAUGCGAGCACCGGCGCGUGUCUGCACACGCUCGACGUCGGCAAAGUUCUCUUCCAUUUAUCGUUCGAUCGCAACAGUUCUCGCCUCCUUACUGAAAUUGGGUCUAUCGAUACUCAGAGCUUAGAGACAUCUAGCAUAACAGAUCUCAAAGAACCUGCGCGUCCCUUGCACGUAGGCACUGGCUUUAGCUCAGACCUUAUAUGGAUCCAGCAUGCUGGCAACAACAUGCUAUGGGUACCGUCAGAGUAUCGACCAUCGCACUCGUCUGUGAGUGGGACUAUGGUUGGCGUAGGUGUUGGGUCUGGAAGAGUAUGGAUUUGUAGUAUAGACCUUUAG
Alternaria arborescens is the source of this 2766-nucleotide messenger RNA. Its product is annotated as Vegetative incompatibility protein. NCBI's taxonomy places the organism in Eukaryota, Fungi, Ascomycota, Dothideomycetes, Pleosporales, Pleosporaceae. The transcript is spliced from 2 exons. Gene Ontology annotation, molecular function: protein binding. Bases 1 to 2766 code for a protein of 921 amino acids. The record is from RefSeq and is a predicted model, not a curated record.